Messenger RNA from Aspergillus chevalieri, 1104 nucleotides. Its product is annotated as putative Rad51 family DNA repair protein. Gene Ontology annotation, cellular component: centrosome; Rad51B-Rad51C-Rad51D-XRCC2 complex; replication fork. Bases 1 to 1104 code for a protein of 367 amino acids. The transcript has 2 exons. The record is from RefSeq and is a predicted model, not a curated record. Gene Ontology annotation, molecular function: four-way junction DNA binding. NCBI's taxonomy places the organism in Eukaryota, Fungi, Ascomycota, Eurotiomycetes, Eurotiales, Aspergillaceae. Gene Ontology annotation, biological process: double-strand break repair via homologous recombination; DNA strand invasion.
AUGGCCGCCAGUUUCGGGGAGAAAUUGCUUGGGGAGGUGACUGAAGCGAGACUGGACGAGAUUCUACAUGAUCUAAGAAAUAUAUGCCCUAAUGAGACGAGCAACCGUCUAGGCGUCAAGGCUCUGGAUGACCUGCUAGAGAUCUUCAUGCCCGCCCCUGCUCCUGCUCCUCAGCAUCCAGACGAGAAUUUUAAUCUACAACCAGAAGACAGACAAGCACAUCGGGCGGUCAAGGCUCGUACAGACCCGGUGGUCGAGAUCUCAAGUACCUCGUCGGUGGCUGGAAAGUCCCAGCUACUGUAUUAUCUCGCGGCCAUUGCUGUCCUGCCCUCGACGAUUGACAAUGUCCAGAUCGAUGGACGGAAUGCAGCUGCCGUCUUUAUUGACACAGAUGGCCGAUUUGAUGCGGAUCGUUUGUUGAGUGUUGCUCAGGGCAUCCUUUAUCAGAAACUGAAGCAGCAUAUGGUAGAGCAGCUCCCUGACACUGAAAGCAUACUCUACAACUCCCUCCAACACGUCCACGUCUUCCGUCCCACCUCCUCACCAUCUCUUCUUGCAACACUACAAUCUCUAGAAUCAUACCUCUUCGACACUGCCCGCCACCUCUCCGCAAACCGCCCCCUCCACGCAAUCUUCAUCGACAGCGCAACGGUAUUCUUCUGGCAGGAUAAACUACGCGACCAGAUCGCCCGGGUCGAGGAGAUUGGUCGUCCGCACACUGAGAUCGAGCAUGAUCGCAGAUCGAAACGGAGUUUCUACAUCGGUGAUAUGUACGCUGAGCUUGUGAGGGAGUUGAAGAGGGUAAGGAGCCUGUUUGGGUGUGCAGUUGUGUAUACGACUACGGCUUGGAUUGGGAGGGCUGCAUCUGCAUCUGCAUCUGCAUCUGGUGAGGACCUGGUGGCGUUUCGGUGCUCAUUGCCGCCGCCUUGGGGAUUGUUUCCUACGUUGAGGGUUGUUGUGAGGGCGAACGGGCAGGGGAGGUUUCUGGGCUGUGUGAAUGGAUUGGGGAAAGAGCAGUGGCCGAGGAGAGUGGUGGAGGGAUUGGAGAGACAGAGUAGAGGGACGUUUGUAUUUUCUGCGGAUAAACAUGGCGUGCUGGUAUGA